GCCCCAUGCCCUCUCGCCCUACUGGUAUUUAUCAUGGCAGCUAUAUCGAGCUAUAUUCUCAUUGGAUGCAAUUUUAAUUUUAUUCCUUUUUAACAGCGAAGUUAGCCAUCAUGUCCAAGUUUCAAUUAACCAAAACAGCUUUGCUCUUUUUUCGACACCUCCACUUAUUACGUCUAGAUGCAACCAUGCAUUGUACUCGCAGUCUCUACUUUCUCGACCGUCUCUCCUUCAUCUUAUUAUUCUCUCGCUCCGCCAUGAAAAGUAUAAGUACUCUCCUGUACGCUCCUAUCGGAAUAGUCUUUCUGAGAUAUUAUGCCCUUCUCGACACCGUCUUAUAGCAUGCCGACCUGUUUGAUUUAGCAUCAACCUCUAUUUCACAUCCGCAAGAUAAUACGACUCGGCUCAGUGAGCGUGUGGUAUAUGCUGCCGAUUCGGAACUUUGUUGACCUCGUCGCGCCGUAAUCGUGUGCUUUGAUUUUCUUGAUAACGGAAAUCUGUCACCACAACGAGUUCUGUAUUGUUUAUAUGAUCCGCGUCUUGGCCCUUUGGUACACACAGCAUUCAUUCGAUACUCUUUGCACCUUUACUAAUGCACAUCGUCUCAUAACAGAACGGCGAUGGCGUAUCAUUCCCAAGCUGGGCCGUCCAACCCAAACCUCCAUGCUCAGCAACAAUACCAGCAAGGACCCGCGAGUUACGGCAAUCCUUCCGGCGGAAACGGAAACAGAGGCCAAGAACAAGAAGCAGGUUUUGACACCGUUACAUGGUACCGACACUACCUACAGUGCCAUCACUACUUUCUCGACCAAGCCCAACACGAUUUUUAUGUUCAGGCCGUGGCAGCAUUCAUAAACAUUCAGCUGCCUUAUCAAAAGCAGCCCUACCCGGUCCAUCGAGCCUCGGCCGCAUGGUCUUUGAAGAAUCUUUCCGAUCGCCAACAAGAGGAAGAAGUCCACCCUCCCCCAGGUUAUCCGCAAUCGGUGUCCUUGAUCCCGUACAUAAGAAGACUGAUAGUCACGGGUCACGACGACCCUCGCAUCAUGGGAACUUGGUUCGGAUCAAAUUGGGUUCAGGGGAUAGGGACCAUACAUGAACUGGAGCGACGCAAUUACCUUUUUGCGUCCAAAAGUAAGGAAUGGCUCGACGUAAAGAAGUACUACGACGAUUCGCUGGCUGCAGAACAAUCAACGCCUUACAUGAUUCCUCUGCCGAAAAUUGAAGAGGCGGAACUUUCCUCUGCGGAUGAAGCUUGGAGUGGUUGGAUGGCCAUGCAGGAUUGGGUGAUCGGUCCCAGAACACCGCAAAGUUUGAUGCCUCCUUCACGUUCACGCACGCCGCACUAUAAUUCACCGCGGAUCAAGAAGGAGAGUGACUUCGCCAACUGAGAGUUGCAGUACAGAUAGGGUUUUCAAUCAGGGUCUUUGGGGCCUGUUUUGGUAGGAGCAUUGAGGCAGUGAAUUUACAUGAGAUCACGCUGGCAAUAGGAGUUAUAGAUAUCCAGGAAUCAGGUCGUGACAUGAGGUUUGUGACAUUUUGGUAUCAGGGUUAUUAGUUGCGGGUUCUUUUCUCGCGUUUUGUACAUUAAAAUAACAUCCACAUGUCUGGACA
This is a messenger RNA of Botrytis cinerea B05.10, 1608 nucleotides long. RefSeq lists its product as hypothetical. Lineage: Eukaryota; Fungi; Ascomycota; Leotiomycetes; Helotiales; Sclerotiniaceae. The record is from RefSeq and is a predicted model, not a curated record. Bases 618 to 1385 code for a protein of 255 amino acids. The transcript has a single exon.